Molecule: messenger RNA, 342 nt
Organism: Manduca sexta (tobacco hornworm)
Lineage: Eukaryota; Metazoa; Arthropoda; Insecta; Lepidoptera; Sphingidae
Product: dynein-1-beta heavy chain, flagellar inner arm I1 complex-like
Exons: 2
Coding region: 1-249 (82 amino acids)
Source: RefSeq, a predicted model, not a curated record
AUGCGUGAUGGCAGGCUGUCGUCGCUGCCCGCGUACCACAUCCCGCGGGACGGCAGCCUGGAGUCGUACCGCGACUUCCUGGACGUGCUGCCGGCGGCCGAGCGCGCCGAGUCCGUGGGGCAGCACGCCUCCGCCGACGUCGCCACGCUGGCGCAGGAUGCAAUCAUAAUGACGUCCACACUGUUUGCGCUCGCGUCGACCGGCGGUGGCGGCGGAGGUGGCGGAGAAGAUCAGAAGGCUAGUUUAUAAAUGUUUAAUCUAGAAUACUAAUGUACUUGAAACGUAAUGAUUCUUCUAAAUCAUUGAUUCCCGAAGUGGUCCAGGAGGACCCCAAGGUGUCCA